Hirsutella rhossiliensis is the source of this 1341-nucleotide messenger RNA. RefSeq names its product major facilitator superfamily domain-containing protein. Lineage: Eukaryota; Fungi; Ascomycota; Sordariomycetes; Hypocreales; Ophiocordycipitaceae. Gene Ontology annotation, biological process: transmembrane transport. Gene Ontology annotation, molecular function: transmembrane transporter activity. The record is from RefSeq and is a predicted model, not a curated record. The transcript has 5 exons. Bases 1 to 1341 code for a protein of 446 amino acids.
AUGGCCCUCUAUACUGAUCUCUUUCCGUACGCCAUCGUCGUGCCUGUCAUGCCCUUUGCCCUCAAAGAGCGCGCUGGCGUGCCACAUGAGGACGUGCAGUCCUGGAUAGCCAUUUCGCUGGCGACCUUUGGUGCCUCGAUCCUCGUCUUUUCACCGGUUUGGGGUUAUCUUGCCGAUCGGACUCAAAACCGACGAACGCCGAUGAUGGCAGGCCUCCUCCUCCUCGGGGCAUCCACCCUGCUUCUCACAUUCAUGCACAACUUCGCCAUGAUGGUGGCCGGCCGCGUGUUUCAGGGUAUGACCGCCGCCUUGACUUGGUCCGUCGGCCUGGCUCUCAUCGUCGAUACGGUGAGCCCCGGCAUCCUUGGACAGGUCAUGGGCUGGGUCGGCGUUGUUACAACCUGGGCCGAGCUCUCGGCGCCACUGCUAGGCGGCGUCACGUUCAGCCGGGGCGGAUGGUAUUCGGUGUGGGGCAUGUGCCUUGGCCUCAUCUUGGUAGAUAUUUUGCUGCGGGCGGUGAUUAUCGAGAAGAAAGACGCCAAGAACAUCGAUACUUCGGAAGGCAACAGGACCGACGACGAAAAGAGGCUCCCGGCAACAGAACACCACGACCAACCGCCGGAGCCGACAAGGACCAAGAAGGUGGGGACCAAGAACAUAAAGCGUUUAUUCAAGAAUCCUCGGCUUCUCGCAGCACUCUGGGGGUGCAUCAUUGAGUCCACCGUCCCGACGGCUUUUGACGCCGUUCUUCCACUUGAAGUCGAGAAGCUGUUCGGUUGGGGCUCUUUUGAAGCGGGCUUCAUCUUCGCCCCAUUUGUGAUACCCAUUUUCUUUGCUCCCAUUUUUGGAUGGCUGGCCGAUCGACACGGGCCCAAGUGGUUCACCGCGGUUGGCUUCUUCGUCGCGACGCCCUUCCUCGCGUGCCUGCGCCUCGUCACCGAGGACACCUGGGCGCACAAGGCGCUUCUUUGCGGGCUGCUCGCUGGUGCCGGCCUCGGCUUUUCUUCUACCAUGGGACCUCUGAUGGCGGAGAUUACGUGGUCUAUCAAAGUAGACAAGGAAAUGUCAGACGACGAGCCGGAGCCGAUUGCACUCGCAUAUGCUUUGUACAGCGUCGCCUUCAGCGCCGGCACGAUCCUCGGGCCGCUCCUGGCGGGAUACCUCCGGAAAUCGGCGGGUUGGGGAGCCGUGGGCCCGACUCUUGCGGCUCUGACCCUAUUUACCGGAGUAACAUCAAUACUAUGGAUAGGAGGGUCACUGAAGAGGGACCGGAACAGCGUCAGUCACGCCGAGGGCGUGGAGGAAGCCGAAGUCAAGGGGCACGGCGAUGGCCUGAGAUAG